This is a messenger RNA of Rhizophagus irregularis DAOM 181602=DAOM 197198, 1568 nucleotides long. RefSeq lists its product as uncharacterized. Lineage: Eukaryota; Fungi; Glomeromycota; Glomeromycetes; Glomerales; Glomeraceae. The record is from RefSeq and is a predicted model, not a curated record.
CGUACACAAAUACUUUUUUCUCUUCGCUUACAAUGUCUUGUUCAAAAAUAUUUUCAGGAGAUUUACCUGAGAUAACAUAUUAUAUUAUAAAAAAUUUUCAAAAUGAUUUUUCAACUUUAUAUUCAUGUAUUCUAGUUAACAGAUUAUGGUGUCGUUUAGCAAUUCCAUUAUUAUGGGAAAAUCCUUUUUCAAUUACUAAUAGACGGGUCAAUAAUAUUGGAGACCAUAAAUUUAUUGAAAUAUACUUAUAUAAUUUAAAUAGUGAUUUAAAAUCGAAAUUAAAUGAAUAUAAAAUUAAUGAUAAUUUAUUACCUUCAAACACACUUUUCAAUUAUCCUAAUUUUAUAAAAUAUUUGAAUACAUCGAAUAUUAUUCAAUCUAUUAAAAAGUGGACUGCUGUAAAAGUUAUUAAAGAUUUAGAUUCAGAAUCUGAAUUUAGAAGAUUAAUUCAAACAUCCCUAUUUAAAGUGUUUAUUGAAAAUGAAGUAAAAUUACAUACCCUUGAAAUUGAAGUCUUCUCUAGUUCAAAUUAUAAUUCCUAUAAUUAUGAUAUAUUGGAAUUAAUUUUACAAAAUACAAAUUUCAUUCAUAAUAUUAUAAAUUUAAAACCUUAUAUUUUUUCUGAAGAAGAUAAACUAAUGGAGAAAUCUUAUUAUAAUUGUUCAAAUACUUUAAAUACUAUCAUAUUAUACCACAUUAGAAGUAUAAACAAUUUAAAUAAAAUAUUUGAACAAUUAAAUGUUAUGGAAUCCAUUCAUAUCAUUUAUUGUCGAUUUUUAAACAGUAGUUUUAUUCAACAAAUUAUUAAUUUGUCUAAACCUUUUAAAUUAAAAUCUUUAUUUACAUGUGGGGAUUUAAAAAGUGAACUAUUAAUAUUAUUAUUGCAAAAAUCUGGUGAUUAUUUAGAGAAUUUUAGGGAUGACCUUAGUUGUUGUGAUCAAAAAUUAUCAGAAUUAAUUAUAAAAUAUUGUAAAAAUCUCAAAUUUCUUGAUAUUUUUACCACCACAAAUCAGAUUAUUUACCAAAUAUUCAAUUUGAUUGAGAAUAUUAAUUAUCUUACUAUUAAUUGUGGAAAAUAUAUUGGCAGCUCAAUUUUAUUACAAAAUUUAGGACAAAACCUUCCUUCUAGAUUAGAAUAUUUAAAUUUAAUUCUUCACAUUAAAGCAAGUGAUUUUGAAAUAUUCCUAAAAAAUUCCCAAGAUACUUUUAUUAAGAAAUUGUUAAUUUCAAAUUCAAUGCUAAAUGGUGAUGAUAUUUUACCUUAUAUAAAAGAAUAUAUUAUGAAGGAGAAAAGGGUCAGGUAUUUGACUUUUGAGGAUAUUGCAAAUAAUGAAUUAAUUAAUUUAGAUGAUGAAGUGGAGGAAUUUAAGUUACAUAAUAUUAUAGUCCAGAAUUAUAGUUAUCUGUGUAUCAACGAAUAUCAAUUUAUACAGGAACUUUAUUAAUUAUUAUAAUUACGAUUAAAAAUGAGAUUUAGAGGGUUAUAAAUCUACACAUAAUAUAAAAUUUACAUUUUAAAGAACUAUGACAGUUAUUACAUUAUUUUUGUUCAAUACGAAACAGUUGUU